CGCAGGCGCUGGAGGCGCGCGGGCCGAGUGGGAGCCGAUGAUUCCUAUAUGUCCCCUCGUCUCCUUCACAUACGUGCCCGGCCGGUUGGGCGAAGACGCCAAGAUGGCGGCGAGUAACUACUACGGAUUCGCGCAUGGCGGCGCCCAGUACAGUACACAACCUGCCACUGGCGUUGCAUAUUCCCACCCAAGCACACCAGCCAAUUACACUGUGCAACAAGCCCCACCAGUGGCUCACACGGUAACUGCAGCGUAUGCCCCUGUACCUGCUGCACCAGCAGUGAGACCGGCCACCUCGAUAGGAUAUGGAAGUUAUCAGACACCACACUCUGCAGCAGAUUAUGGCUACGGACAAAGGCAACCAGAAGCUGCCCCUCAACCGGCACCUGCCACAACACAAAGUUAUCAGCCAUACUACGAUCAAGGAGGAAAUUCGGAAAAGACGGAGUGGGGUUGGAUGACAGAUUUGAUCUAUGGUUCAUCUAAGGACAGUUACAAUUAUGCACGUCCCACAUCAACACCCACAUCAAGUUAUGAUAAGCAAUAUUAUCAACAACCUGUUUCAGCUGCUCCUCAGCCUCAACCUCAGCACACAGCCACAGAAUCGUACUACCAGACAGCCCCUAAAAACAGUUUCAGUCAGUCUGCUACCCAGUACACGCAAGCCCAGCAGCCAAGACAAGUUACUGCAAUAAAACCUGCACCCACUCCAAGCCCUGUUACAACCAGUUACACAGUGUAUCCAGUGGUGACAACUGUCCAGCCAACUAUCGCACCAGCCACAGUUGCAGUAUCUUACACACAGACUCCCACAUACAACACAACACCAGUUAGUUAUUCAGGAUCAAAUUAUUCUGGUUAUGAAGCUGCUGUGUACUCUGCUGCGACGUCAUACUAUCAGCAACAACCCAAACCACCAGCCACAACAUGGACUAGCGCUGGGACCGGAACCAACUCCAACACCGGGAACACAGGGUUCGUUAAAAAGCCUGCCUUCCAGAGCAAGCAGCAAAAACCGAAGCCACCGCCCAAACAGCCACAACUCCACUAUUGUGAUGUGUGUAAAAUUAGCUGUGCUGGCCCACAGACCUAUAGGGAGCAUUUAGAAGGCCAGAAGCACAAAAAGAAGGAAGCGGCUUUAAAAGCUGGGAACCAGACGAGCAGUGGGCCACGUGGUGCCCAGGGCCAGCUUCGGUGUGAGCUGUGCGAUGUCUCCUGUACAGGUGCUGACGCCUAUGCUGCACACAUUCGAGGAGCCAAGCACCAGAAGGUUGUUAAAUUGCACACCAAACUUGGUAAGCCCAUUCCCUCGACUGAGCCAGUUGUAGUGAAUUCAACGCCUGUUCCUCUAAGUAAGCCAGUCAGCAACAGUACCACCACCAAUACGGGCACCACACCAGCAGCCAGCCAGUUGCCUCCCAAACCAGCUGCUGCCUUCACAAAUAACACAAACAAAACACCACCAGUACCAGUGAAGAAACCCGUCACUCCCAAAAUUACAUUUGUAGGAGGUAACAAACUACCGUCAAUGGGAAACAAAGUUGAAGAAAUGAAAGUCCCCAAUUCUAAGCCAGAACCCCAGAUGCAAGAGUUCAAGCCCGAACAGAAUGUAGCACCAGCUCCUGCUCCUGCCAUCCCGGCCCAGCUUCAGAACGAUGUGCAGCCUGUGGGACAUGAUUAUGUUGAAGAGGUUCGUAACGAUGAAGGAAAAGUGAUCAGGUUCCACUGUAAGCUUUGUGAAUGUAGCUUUAAUGACCCAAACGCCAAGGACAUGCACUUGAAGGGCCGCAGACACAGGCUACAGUACAAGAAAAAAGUGAAUCCAGACCUUCAGGUUGAAAUCAAACCAAGCAUCCGAGCCAGAAAAAUCCAUGAGGAGAAGAUGAGGAAACAGAUGCAGAAGGAGGAAUACUGGAGGAGGCGUGAGGAAGAGGAGCGCUGGCGAAUGGAAAUGAGGCGAUAUGAAGAGGACAUGUAUUGGCGAAGGGUAGAGGAAGAACAUAUUUAUUGGGAAGAACAGCGUCGCAGGUUAGCACCAGACUGGCACCCACCUCCACUACUGGGAAGACUAGGCAUGCCACAAGCACCUGCACCUAUGCCUCCACGGCGUCCUGAUUCUUCUGACGAUCGGUACAUAAUGACCAAGCACUCAAACAUCUAUCCCACGGAAGAAGAAUUGCAGGCCGUGCAGAGGAUUGUGUCGCAAACCGAGCGGGCCCUCAAGCUGGUCUCUGAUAUGAUAGCUGAGCCAGAAGGCCAGAAAAAGGAACCCGAGAAAGAGAAGGGAAAAGGUGACUCUGGAACACGUGUGCUGAAAGGAGUCAUGCGUGUGGGAGUGUUGGCGAAAGGAUUGCUUCUACGCGGAGACCGAAGUGUUAACCUUAUCCUGCUCUCUGCCCAGAAACCAACGAAAGUCCUCUUGGAGAGAAUUACAACUAACCUCCCCAAACAACUCUCGACGGUAACUGAGGAAACGUAUGAAGUGAAAAGCUGCCCUCAAGACUCCAGCAUUGUACUCUCUACAAAUAAAGAGCCCAAAAUGCAGGUCACGAUUUCAGUCACAUCGCCAGUCAUGCGAGAUGAUGGUGUGAAGGACAAAGAAGAUGAGCCCACUGCCCCAGUGCAGGAUCCCCCGGAUAUGUUGAACAAACAAAAAUGUCUCGAGGCUCUGGCUGCCCUUCGUCAUGCCAAGUGGUUCCAGGCGAGGGCCAAUGGUUUGCAGUCCUGUGUGAUCAUCAUUCGAAUCCUUCGGGAUCUGUGCCAGCGAGUGCCAACCUGGGGAGCUUUGCCAGAUUGGGCGAUGGAAUUGCUGGUAGAGAAGGCCAUCAGCAGUUCAACGGGUCCAUUAAGUCCUGGUGAUGCAAUGCGCCGAGUACUGGAAUGUGUUGCUUCGGGAGUUCUCCUUCCAGAUGGCCCUGGACUCCUGGAUCCUUGUGAAAAAGACCAAUCGGAUGCUUUGUCCUGCAUGACCGAUCAGCAACGAGAAGAUAUUACAGCCAGUGCACAGCACGCAUUAAGGCUGUUGGCGUUUAGACAGAUCCACAAAGUUCUCGGCAUGGAUCCUCUGCCGCAGACAAAGCCUCGGUUUAACGUGCGUAAUCGUAAACGGAGACGAGACACCAGCGAGACCGCAGAGGGAGAAGGUGAAGGAAAGAAAGACAAAAAGGACAGUGAUGCAGGAGAUGGCUGAGUCCUGUCCUUGUGAUGCUAAAUUUUCAUUUCAGUUUUUUUUAUGAGUUGCUGUCUAGUCUAAAACAUUUGCAAUUUUAGUGUUUCACUUGAAUAACAGUGUACUGUAGAUCUGUUUUAAAUUGUGCUUAAAUCAGUAAGAAUUGCAUCAUUCCAUAAAGAUCAUGUUGCCUAUGGCAACAACUGUGCCCCUCUGCCCCUCCCCCUCAAAAAAAGUAACUCCGUUAAAUCAGUUGGUUCAGUCCAGAAAGGCAUUUUUUUAAAAAAAGUUAAACCAAAGUAAUGGCUCGCUCCCUGAUCAGCGUGAGGUGGCUUUCUCGUGUAAACACAUUAACAUUGGUUAAAAAAAAUUGCACUGCAUUCAGUCAAAGAUGGGUCACGUUUUUAUUUUAAAAAGGUAGCAUUGAAAAAUGUUUCUACAAGAACGAAUUGUAUAGUUCACACGGAUUAGUUGAAUGCAGAUCAUUUGCACUUCACUCUACAGGCACCUUCCACCUAAAUAUGUCAAUACCUGGUCCCGAUUCAAAAGCUAUGCAACGUCAGACACAGCCUCUGGGUUUAUCUGACAUGCACUAGAAAGGUGCUGGCUAUUUUGCUUAAGGUUGGGAGAGGGGAGCAAAGUUCUCUCAACUGACCUUGGCAUGACUGACGUUCACCCUAUACACUACAGUGCAGUUUACUGCAGGUUUGAACAGAGCAAUUUAUUUCAGAAAAGGACUGUUGUGGUCUGGGCUAACCCGUGACAUGUGGAGCUUUUCCGCUUUGGCCUGAAGCAGCCCAUUUCCAACACGUUUAGCUUUUUGACGGCAUCAGAAAUCGGGGUCUCUUGCAACUGGGUUUUUUCUGGGUUUGUUUUAUUUGACAGGACAGCCUGUAACUGGCUUGUUACAAAAUGUUUGUAGUGCUGCCCAUUAAAAAAGAACUUCAGACCUCUUGUGCAUGGAUUGUCUUGUGUGCGAUAUCUCCUUGCACCUUUCUCCUCUUUCCACCCCCACCAACCACACCCCACUGUCUGUCUGAGCAGUGGUUCAAUUUGAUCAGAAUAUUUAUAGUGCUAUUGCAAAGUUUUUCUGAUCUAUUCUGCAAAUUUUUCUAGUCAUAAGUUAAGUAAAUUCAAUUGUUUUGAAUCCCAUUUUCUCACGUUUGAGAACCACCUGAGAAUACUUUAAGCCUUAGUUAAGUUUCUGCAGUAGAAUUGCACAAUAAUUAGCAUGUUAUCCACAAUUCAGUAAACCAAUUACUGUUGUGUUUUUGAGUUGUCGUUGCACUGAUGAAAUCUGGUACUGAUAGAUUCUCUGGUAUCACUCAAAGGUGUUGUGGGUUAUUCAUAGCUUGAAGACUUAAAACCUUUUUUUUCUAAUUCUUUGUACACUUUUAGGAUUCAGUAUGUCAGGUAGGUAAGAGAUUCUAUAUUUUGGGUUUACAUCUGUCAGGAUUGUGCACUGUAGUGUACCACAAAAUCACAGAGACGUUUGCUCAGCAGGCACACACCGAGUAUAGAUAUUUUUGCAAGGCUCUGUCUGUUCCCUGACUCCGUGGUACCUAUAGCUAUCUCGAUGGAUCUUUUGAGCACCAGUUCCUUUGCGUCAAAUUCCCCUGCGCUGAGCUGAUUGUUGGAUUCAAUCCAGCCCAGCUACUAUCAGCUCCGAUAUCAAGCUCGGGGCAUUUUAUGCAAAAAUGAAAACUGACAUCUGUAGGUAACUCUCCUUUUUAAUGUACGGUUUAGCUAAUUUAAACUCUUAGAGUUUGUAUAGCUGGGGAAUAAUUUUCCACCGUGUAAGAGUACCCGAUUCAGGUUCACCUACCUAAGUGUUAUUUCAAUCGAAAUGUGGCUUUGUCAUGAGCUCUGUGGUAUUUAAAAGCGUAUAUUCAACUUUUGUCAGCUGUGUAUUACUGAGCUAGAGUAAAAGUGCUAAAAAGAAAAGCAUUGUAGAGGAUCGCUGUGUAGUUCAGGUCCUUUUUUAUGCUUUGAGAUAGCUGUUGACACACUGCAACUCUAUAAAAGAUUAAUUGGAAAUAAAACUCUUCAUGAAAGACUGCA
Messenger RNA from Callorhinchus milii (elephant shark), 5230 nucleotides. RefSeq names its product zinc finger RNA binding protein 2 (gene zfr2). Gene Ontology annotation, cellular component: precatalytic spliceosome. NCBI's taxonomy places the organism in Eukaryota, Metazoa, Chordata, Chondrichthyes, Chimaeriformes, Callorhinchidae. The coding region runs from base 38 to 3190 and encodes 1050 amino acids. The transcript is spliced from 21 exons. The record is from RefSeq and is a predicted model, not a curated record. Gene Ontology annotation, molecular function: double-stranded RNA binding; single-stranded RNA binding; zinc ion binding.